GGGCGUUGGGGUUGUGGGUUGUGUGUUAUUUUGAUGUGGUGCGAUGAUUUGGAAUGAGGGGAUGGGCGUGGAAUAAAUAACUAGGUCUGGGGGUUGCUUGGUUUGGUUUGGUUCGGUCUGGUUGAUGCGUGGUGCGUGGUGGUGGAUACGGAGUGCGCAGGAGGAGGUUAUGUUGGGGUUAUGUCUGCCCGGCUUUUUUUUUUCUUCUCCCGAAAUUAUUUGGGCUUUGAGCGUGGGAGUUACUGGCUUGUUUUUGUCAUCUACUUUGCUUGAUGAUCCCUCUAGAUGGGGCGUCCGCGGAGGUUUCGUUCUUCUCUCGACUCAUCGUCCUAGGUUUGCCGGUGAGGUUAGUAGUGAGUGUAUGGCACGGGACGGUAUCUAUGUACAGACAGACAGAAAAUGUACAUUUGCUCUCAACCACUCGAAACCGUUUCUGUCGCACGCUGUGUUAUAUGGGGCAUGCAGCGGGUGUCGAGAGUUAUUGAGCAAGAAACCCUGGAGCGGUUUCCAGCCAUAGCAAAUCACAUGUCCGCAAAAGCUCUCUUCUGUUUUA
Molecule: messenger RNA, 553 nt
Organism: Chaetomium fimeti
Lineage: Eukaryota; Fungi; Ascomycota; Sordariomycetes; Sordariales; Chaetomiaceae
Exons: 1
Coding region: 125-517 (130 amino acids)
Source: RefSeq, a predicted model, not a curated record